Molecule: messenger RNA, 503 nt
Organism: Rubroshorea leprosula
Lineage: Eukaryota; Viridiplantae; Streptophyta; Magnoliopsida; Malvales; Dipterocarpaceae
Source: the annotation of a GenBank genome assembly
AAAAGGUCAAUAUAUCUUAAAAUGAAUCAGUUAACAGCCUGUGUGCUUUUGCUCUUCCCGACCUCCCUGCAACCGGCUGAAGCCUCCCAGCUGCCGCCACCCAUCUCCGGAUGGAAAACCGGUAAAAAGCUUGGGGAUUUCUCCUUCUUUUCUUGUUCUAGAACACAUAUAGAACCCAGAAAUCUUCCCCCUGCAUAGAAAUUUCCAGAUCUGCUUUGCUCUUCCUCCCCUGUCCAUCGAUUUCUGCUAUGUGGGUGCGAAAUUUCUAGGCUUUUCGAUCCCCAAAAUUUUCCGCACUUUCCACCGGCAAUUCCCCCAAUCUGCAGCUUCGGUUUGCUUGCUGGAAAUUCUGGAAGCGAAAUCAAGAACGGGGAAAAACGAGAGGAGUGACAAGUUAAAAGACUAGCCAUCUUGUAAAUUGAACAUAGAUUUUUGAUAUAAAUCAUGAUUUUGUAAGCUAGAGUUUAUUUGGAAAUUUUAUGAUAUCAAAGCAAAUUUUAUAA